GCCACUUGCCACAAAGCAGUAUUUUAGUCUGUUUAUUUAUUGGUGAUUCCUUAAGAUUCUAUCACCUGGCAAUGUCAUAACUGAGUUUAUAUAAGUAAUUUCUGUGAUAGUCACAAUGACAAGUCCACAUUUUCAGGAUUCAUCCCAUUGUUAAUUGGCACAUGAUUACACAUCAUUCCCUACAGUGCAGAGUAUGUUAUGCCCAACUCAUUGGAAGGCCUAGAAAGAUUGUAGUCUAUUCUCCCAUGUUCUUUCUCCUCCAAGAUUUCUAGCCAUUCUGUACUUCAGUCUUUCCCAGAGGGAUAGAGGAUACGCUCUUGCUAUCUGUAUUUUCUUGUACCUAUACUCUAAUUUCUAGCCUUCACAGAUUUCUCAAUCUCUUCAAAAUGAAAACUUUGGAUUUGAAUUUGGAUCAUGAUCAGACUUGGUUCUUGAGGUGGAGGCAGUUAUCACUCCUACUCCUGCCAGCUUCUUCAAUAUGUCACACUGGUCAUAAAUCUUGCUACUCACAUACUAUCCAGAAAGGAAUGGGUAAUUGAACUCUACCUGAUUUCAGGGAUCACAGAACCUCUGGGACAACAGCAUCUCUUAGCUUCCUAAGAGUUAGGAAGAAUUCAACAGAAAAGUCACUUUCCCUGGAGAGCCACACUCCACAUUCCUACCUCAAGUUCCUGUCCCCUCACUUAAGUUCCAUUUCCUGGGCAAAGGAAUGUAGCAUAUACAAGCUGAAUCUUCAGAACCUGAGGAACAUGCGAGUCCAACCACCAUUAUUGUCACUAGACACACCUGCAUGCUUUCAAUACAACUAGACAAGUCCUUUAGGGACCUUCAGGUUACAUGGGGGAUGGGGAAGGUAAAGGAUAGCCACCACCUAAAAGUACUGUUGGAUGAAAGGGUACACCUAAUUAUGUAGAGUCAUGUACUGAUGCUCAUGACAGUAGCAAUGGUUUUACUCAGAUUAGCAGUGAGAGGAGGUGUUGCACUCACAGCCCAAAUCCAACAAGGUCUCCUAGAUGGGCAUUACAGGGACCUGUUUUCUAGAAGAGUGACUUAUUUCCUAUGGAAGGAAUGGUCAGGAAACUGAGCCUUGGGAAAUUGGGGAAACAACCCUCCAAGCUUAGUGAAGUCUAGUGGUCAGAUGGAUUUAGCAACUUUGUUCUAACAACAGCCCUCUUGGGGACUCUGUGGUAGACUAAAGUUCCUCUAAGUUGUUUCAGAACUUGAAAGGUGUGACUGCUCCAGUAGAAAUAAAAUGUUAACUGUAUGUAUAAUGUGUGUGUGUGUGUGUGUGUGUGUGUGUGUGUGUGUGUGUGUGUGAUGCUAGGGAUUGCACCCAGGGCUUUAUGCAUACUAGAAAACAGUCUAGGUUAUCCCUACCCUGAACAUUGUUGGUAAAAUAAUUUGCUUAUCAUUUUCAUGCUGAAACUUUUAAAUAAGUGCAUUUGAGCAUCACAACACUUCCAAAUGCUUAGUUGCUACAUGCAGCUUUUAGAAAGCACAGCUCUGGACCGUUAAGAUCAGUUUCAUUCCUACUAGGUAACUCUUGCUUCAAGAUGGAUAUCCUCUAUGACUCCUGACUUGAGCUUCUCAUUCUACCCAAGAAAUAUUGGUUUCUACCCCAGGCAUGGACCUAUUUGCUCACAUAAUGAGGUGAGCUAAGGAAGAGAUGUGAAAAAGCCAAGCAGCAAGCUUGCACCCUACACUUAUGUCUACUAUAGGAAGAGAUGGACUCUUAUUUUAUUUGCCUUUUAAAUGUACAUACUUGUGUGUUUGGGUUACUUUCCUUGGGCAAGUUCCUUAGGAAGCGCUGGCCUAGGAGAGGGUGAGCACCCAGAAGCAUGGGCUGAGAGAUGCCAGCCUCCCAAGACCUCAGCCAGAGUUGUUGCAGCCAGUGCUGAACUCGGGGUGACCUCCCUACAGGGAUCACAGUAAUGAGCCCAGCUGUAGCCUGCAUUUUGAACAGCCAGGACAUGUGCUCCUGAAAGAAGAAACCCAGGAAUCUGAAGAGCAGUUUCCAAGGCCACAGCCUUUCCCCCUUUGCUACUUUCUAGGCUUUAAAACUACAAAUUAUUGACUGGGAAAGGCAGACAUCAUGUUCACAGCACCUGGUGUGGCAACAACUCGGGAAAGACCUUAUUCCUGCAGUGUGUGUGGCAAGAGCUUUCAGUAUAGUGCAGUGCUGCUGCGACACGAACGUGCCCACGGUGGCGACAAGCGUUUCCGCUGUCUAGAGUGUGGAGAACGCUGUGCUCGAGCGGCAGACCUGCGUGCGCACAGGUGGACCCAUGCUGGCCAGACCCUCUAUAUCUGCAGCGAGUGUGGCCAGAGUUUCAGUCACAGCGGCCUGCUGGAUCUACACCUGGGAACGCACCGAAGGCGCAGCCUCACCUGCCCUUGCCGCCUCUGUGGCCGUCGCUUCCCGCAUGUCCCUGCGCUGCUACUGCAUCGGGUUCGCCAGCACCCACCUGAGAAGCCCCACCGCUGCCCUCUGUGUGCCCGCUCUUUUCGGCAGAGUGCUCUUCCUUUCCACCUGGCACGGGCACACCCCCCUGAGAUCAUCACUGUNACCGCCCCAACCCCCAGCACNCUCUACCACUGUACACAGUGCCCACGGGCCUUCCAUAGCAGUGCUGGGCUGCGGAACCAUUCCCGCAUCCAUGUGGUCCCCAGCCUCAGUGACCCUGGCNCUGAGGCCCAUCUNUGUAGCGUAUGUGGUAAGAGCUUCAGCAAGAGUUCCACACUCACGCGACACCUCCAGAGGCAUUCUGGGGAAAAGCCUUUCAAGUGCCCUGAGUGUGGCAAGGGCUUCUUGGAGAGUGCCACACUUGUGCGGCACCAGCGAACACACACUGGGGAGAAGCCAUAUGCAUGUAGCGACUGCNGNNGCUGUUUCAGCGAGAGCUCCACACUGCUGCGUCACCAGCGCAGCCACCAGGGUGAAAGGCCNCACGUGUGUGCCACUUGUGGCAAGGGCUUUGGGCAGCGGUAUGAUCUAGUAGUGCACCAGCGUAGCCACACAGGGGAGAGGCCCUUCCCAUGCCCUGAGUGUGGCCGGGGCUUCACAGACCGCUCCGACCUCACCAAACACCUGCGCACACACACAGGGGAAAAGCCCUACCACUGUGAGCUGUGUGGCAAGCGAUUCACCUGCAUUUCCAACCUCAAUGUACAUUUGCGNAACCAUGCAGGCCAUAAACCACACAAGUGCCCAGAGUGCGGCAAGUCCUUUAGUGUUGCCUCCAAACUUGCACUGCAUAGAAAGACACACCUAGGUGAGCGGACAGCGGAGUGCACAGAGUGUGGCAAAUUCUUUAGCCAUGGCCGGUCGCUAUCACAGCACCAG
Mus pahari (shrew mouse) is the source of this 3343-nucleotide messenger RNA. RefSeq names its product zinc finger protein 672 (gene Znf672). Gene Ontology annotation, molecular function: RNA polymerase II cis-regulatory region sequence-specific DNA binding; DNA-binding transcription activator activity, RNA polymerase II-specific. Gene Ontology annotation, biological process: regulation of transcription by RNA polymerase II. Lineage: Eukaryota; Metazoa; Chordata; Mammalia; Rodentia; Muridae. The transcript has 3 exons. Gene Ontology annotation, cellular component: nucleus. The annotation marks the transcript as partial. The record is from RefSeq and is a predicted model, not a curated record.